Messenger RNA from Penicillium chermesinum, 1461 nucleotides. RefSeq names its product glycosyltransferase family 4 protein. Gene Ontology annotation, molecular function: glycosyltransferase activity. The record is from RefSeq and is a predicted model, not a curated record. Bases 1 to 1461 code for a protein of 486 amino acids. NCBI's taxonomy places the organism in Eukaryota, Fungi, Ascomycota, Eurotiomycetes, Eurotiales, Aspergillaceae. The transcript has a single exon.
AUGGAGACCGCCCCUCUGCUGUCGAGCCAUCCCCAUGCUCCUAAGCAGGAUCGCGAUCAGUUCCCCAGUAUCUUGGCAGGCAAGAAGAUCCUGUUGGCUACCGAGUCAUGGGGCCCCGUAAACGGCGUCAGCCGUACGACGCGCAGUCUCGUCGAAUACCUGCGAGCAAAUGGCGCUGAACUCAUCUUGGUCGCUCCGCAUUUCAAGGGAGAUAUAGCGCAGCCUAUGACGGAUUGGGAGCGUCGUCUGCCUGGAUGCGCUCUUCCCUAUAACCCGGACCUGACGGUUGUCUAUCCCUUUCAUAUCAAGGAUAUCUACCGGAAGUCCUUUCAACCGGACUUGAUCUACUUGGCUAGUCCCGCUUCGCUUGGGUUCCAGAUGUUGCUCCAAAUUCGCCAGCUACGGUCUCCGCCGCCAGUGCUGCUGAACUUCCAGACCGAUCUAUCGGCUUACUCUGAGAUCAUGCUCCCGUCGCCGCUGGAUCAAUUCGGGGUCUGGCUGCUGGCUACCGUCCAGGGCUUUCUUUUCCGCUCUAUCGCAAUUCAUACCAUCUUCUACCCCUGCGCGGCGAUUCGUAACUACCUCGAACGAGCCGGGGCUCCAGCCGAUCGACUCUUCUCUCUCGGGCGCGGCGUGGAUACCGCGUUGUUCACCCCUACAAAGCGAGACGAUGCUUUCCGGCGGGCAAUUGCUCCCAACGGGGAAAUCAUCUUGAUCUGCGUGUGUCGAAUCGCGCCGGAGAAAGGGUUCGAGUUCCUGGCCCAAGUCGCUGUGCGUUUGGCUGCGGACAAGCUUCCCUUCAAGCUGCUAGUCGUGGGAGGCAACCGGAACCCCGUGGUCGAGAAUCGCGUGAAGCGGCUGUUUGACUCCGUUUCUCAUCACGUUGUAUUUACCGGGUUCCUCACCGGAGAUGCUCUGGCUCGGGCCUAUGCCUUGGCGGAUCUAUUCCUUCAUUGCUCGAUCACCGAGACCUUCGGGUUGGUGGUCCUCGAAGCCAUGGCCAGCGGGCUGCCCGUGAUCGCGCGCGAUCAGGGUGGUCCGUCUGAUAUCAUUCGACAUGGCCAGACAGGCUACCUCGUUCCUCCCAAGGAUAUUGAGCAGUUUCUUGCCUUGACCCGCCGUGUUGCGAAAGACACGGUACAACGCAAAGCGCUCGCGGCGGCCGCCCGCGAGUAUGCCGAUGAUACGACGUGGGAGAAGAUUAACCGCCGUGCGGCAUGGCAAAUGGCGUCCGCGCUGUCCCAUACAGACCAAGAAUCCCAUGGCCCCCGCCUGCAGGCUCGGCCUGGAUUCUUUGCUUCGGCCUCGGAGAGGAUACGAUUGUGGCUGGCUAUGGGAAUCGUGUAUCUGAUGUGGCUCAUUGCAGUGGUCCCUUUGAUCGUGCACGGGCAUCGCUUCGUUCCUCGUAUGCUGCAGAGUUUACGGAAUCAAUUUCAGCAGCCUCGAACGCUGCCUAACUGA